AUGUACAAGUCCAAAGCACUUUCCAAGGAUGUCAGUGACAAGAAUGUGGACCUACACAAGGCUGGAAUGAGCUACAAGACCAUCGCCAAGCGGCUGGAGAUGGACUCCUUGCGUAUUUUGCUCUACUCGCUCAUCUUCCUGCUCAGCGUCUUCGGCAACCUCCUGAUCAUCGUGGUCCUGAUGCUGAACAAGCGCAUGCGGACGGUCACCAACUCCUUCCUGCUGUCGCUGGCGGUCAGCGACCUGAUGAUGGCCAUUUUCUGUAUGCCCUUUACACUCAUCCCCAACAUGCUAGAGGACUUCAUCUUUGGAGCCACCAUGUGCAAGAUUGUCACCUACUUAAUGGGAGUCUCCGUCAGCAUCUCCACCUUCAGCCUGGUGGCCAUUGCUAUCGAAAGAUACAGUGCCAUCUGUAACCCACUGAAAUCCCGUGCAUGGCAGACCCGAUCUCACGCCUAUCGCGUCAUCGCUGCUACCUGGGUGGUGUCAUUGUUAAUCAUGGUGCCCUAUCCGGUGUUUAGUACUCUCAAGUCUUUCCCAAGGCAUAAUGGUACUGUGGGCCGCAUGUGCCGCUUGGACUGGCCCAAUCCACAAUCUGAGCAGGCCUGGUACGUGCUGCUGCUGCUCAUUCUGUUCUUUAUCCCGGGAGUGGUGAUGAGUAUAGCCUAUGGUCUGAUCUCCAGAGAGCUCUACCGGGGCAUUCAGUUUGAGCUGGGCCAGAGCAAGGAGGCAACUGGCCAGAAAAAUGGUGUAGACAAACCUUUGACAGGGCCGAAUGACGAUGAUGAUGGCUGCUACAUCCAGGUAUCCAAAAAGCCCUCCUCUUCUGUGGAGCUUCCCACCCUCUCUGCCUCAUCUAGCACCGUGCAGGUCAAGACUGAGCGCGCCCGCAGCAACACCUCCGAGGCUAAGCUGCAGGCUAAGAGGCGCGUCAUCCGCAUGCUGAUGGUGAUCGUAGCACUCUUCUUCAUCUGCUGGAUGCCCUUGUUCACAGUUAAUACCUGGAAAGCCUUUGACAUGAAGUCUGUCACCAAAGCCCUCUCGGGAGCACCCAUCUCUUUCAUCCACCUCCUGUCCUACACGUCGGCCUGUGUCAACCCCAUCAUUUACUGCUUCAUGAACACACGUUUUCGCAAGGCUCUGCUGUCCACUUUUGCCUGCUGCGGUCGCAACCGUCUGUGCCGCAAAUGCUGUUGGCGCAGCGGGAGGGAAGGUGGGGAAGACGGCAUCAACGCCACCUCCAUGGGCGCAUCGAUGGCGACCUCAAUGUCCAAGUUCAGCUACACCACUGUAAGCACCACCGGCACCUGCUAAGCCUCGAGGAGGGCCGGGUGGUCGAAUCAGUGGCUGUGGUUACAGUGUAUGUGCCAUCUGUUUUAUUUUUUCCCUGUUUUUUUUUAUUUUUAAUCUUCUGUUUGUCACUCUUCAUCUUAUUGUGGUGUGAGUCAUGUGCUGAGUAAUAUCCAUGCCCUUGCUUAGAGGUCUUUUUCAAAGGUCUUCUUUAAAUUCUUCGUGCAUGGUUGCAGAAUGUGAAGUGGAGAAAAUACUGUUUCUUUUUUUGGUGACAUCCUCCAGUUUAACUGGCAGCAUCUGCUUUGUUGCAUCCUGAAAAGAACAUCAAGUGCCUGUGCUCUUUGUGUGGCUUUGUUUGUUCGCUAGCUGGGACGGACAUUUUAGUGGGAAAACUAUGUUGAAAAUAUAAAUUCUGUGUACAUAUUAUUCUGUCUUUAAGUUUACUUAAGGUUAACGUUUUGAUGGAGACUGCUAAAUAAUGAAGACCCGCUAACCUACAGCGAAUGGAAGGAUUUCGGUUCCAUUUUUGUUCAUCUUCAGUCAUUCAGGGCAUCUCUUUCUGGUGCCAGUAUUAUUAUUACUAUUAUUUUAUUUUUAUAUUCAUUAAUCAUUGAUCUUAUCAUUAAUAUUAAUUCUAAUUUAUCACUAGCCUAUUUGUUUAUAUUUUUUCCCACUUGAUAUUAUGGCUUUUGAAUGAGUACCACCAUAUUUGGCCACAAGUAAAAGUUUUAAUGGAAAUGAAGUAUAAUAUUGUUUUUUGGAUGACAUAAUUGAUCAUUAACCUCCUAAGACCCAAACUUUUUCAUGGCAUGCAUUUAUAUUUUCUCUUUGCUAUUUGGGCUCAUUGGGACCUGAUGAAUGUAAACACAAAGAAUUACAUGAUUUUUUCUUUGCCUGAUUUUUGUUUCUGAGAAAAAUGAGAUCCACAUACGAGGACGUUCGCUUUAAAUUCCGAUAGAACAGUGGCAGUCUAACGUCCUCGUAAGUGGAUAUCAGGCCCUUGUACAGCAAAAUUUUAUAUUUUGGUCUAGACAACAAAAAAUGUGAUGUCCACACAUGUGGACGCCAGGUCCUAGGAGGUUAAUUAAUUAUUGUGCUGUUUUGGGUAAACUGGGUAAAUGUUUCCCCCCCUACACUUUCUUAUACUACAGAAAGGAGAAAGGAACACAAGUUUUUAAUCUUUCUAUGUAAUUAAAAACCUCAAAGUGUACAAUAAAUGGCCCAAAAAUCCAUAUCUCUUCAUAUACUUACAAAUGUGAGAGCUUUAAUGAAAGAGGCUGUUCGUCCGCUUAUUCUGCUUGUUUGAGGGCUGGUGGUAAGUGCAUAUCAGAAAAUGUGAAUCUGCUUGAAAUCUCUGCAGCACAAAGUGCAACAGUUUAGUUGGGAAUAUCUAGCUAGUUUCUUCUUAAACUCACCAAAUCAAAAGCAACUACUGUAGCGACUCAGCAGCAGUUUUAGAGGCUUUGCGGCACCUUAGAGGUCAACCAUUCUCAUGUUUAACUAAACUAAAGCGUUACAUGUGUAAUAUAUAACCAGCUGUUGAGAAGGUGAAACAGAGAGAAAGCACAAAUAUUUGGUGAAAACCUUGCUAAUAGCUAGCAAGAAUGCUAUAAUGUAAAGCUGAUCCUUCAGGGAAACAAAGGUAUGAGAUGGUCGGAGAUAGUUGUUCAAUGCAGAAGUUUACCUACCUGCUAAGAAUGAAAGGGGACCUGUUAUUCUUUGCCUUACUUUAUGUCAUAUGUGUAAUGUAUUAAUGGUUGUUGUUCAUGUAUAGCAAAGGAUCAAAUACUUAGGCAAACAUACAUAAAAUUAAUCGCUGAAAGCAGAAUGCUCAAGCUGUAAACUGAAGAGAAAAUGAAUAAUUUAUAUUAAAAAAAUUGGCAGCUGACCCCCAAAAGGAACAAGAAGGAUGUUUACAAGGCACUGGAUGCCCCUUUGCAGGCUUCUGAAAGCUGGCCAAUCAGAGGAAACUGGGAAAGGAGGGAGCAUAAAAAACAUGAGAAAAAAUGCCCCACAAUCUAGCUUGGACAAUGCAAAGCUAUAUCUGUGCAUGAGGAUAACAAAAAAAGGUUGGUAAUUAGAGUAAUAGGUCCCCUUAACAGAAACAUGUUCAAUGGGAAGCAGGAGAGGAGGGACUGGGAAUGGGAAAUGUUAAUAGCUUGGAAAGUUUGCAAAGUGUGUUUAUGUGUUGAAAUUGCUCUAGAAACCUCUUCGUUCAGUGUUGUAUUGUACAUGCGGUCAUGCUGUCAUGUC
Neolamprologus brichardi is the source of this 3546-nucleotide messenger RNA. Lineage: Eukaryota; Metazoa; Chordata; Actinopteri; Cichliformes; Cichlidae. The record is from RefSeq and is a predicted model, not a curated record.